This is a messenger RNA of Triplophysa rosa, 7467 nucleotides long. RefSeq names its product DLC1 Rho GTPase activating protein (gene dlc1). Gene Ontology annotation, molecular function: lipid binding; protein binding; GTPase activator activity. Bases 1015 to 5937 code for a protein of 1640 amino acids. Gene Ontology annotation, biological process: actin cytoskeleton organization; signal transduction; regulation of Rho protein signal transduction. Gene Ontology annotation, cellular component: focal adhesion; membrane raft. The record is from RefSeq and is a predicted model, not a curated record. NCBI's taxonomy places the organism in Eukaryota, Metazoa, Chordata, Actinopteri, Cypriniformes, Nemacheilidae. The transcript is spliced from 18 exons.
GGAAAGAGAGCGUGUGUGUUUAAAUGUCAGCGAAGGGAAAUGUGGAGGAAUGUGACAUGGAAAUUUUAUUGGAAGAAUCCAACUUUAGGAAACAACAGCGUAAAGGAGAAAAACCGAAGAUAAAACGAAAAGAGAUGGGAGAAGUUGUCCGUUUUCAGAAGCGUAGCGCGAUAAAGAUGGUUUGAACAGCCUGGUUUCUAAACAGACGUGUGAGAGAUGGACGAGUAGAGAAGUGGAGUAAGAGAAACUGUGACUCAGAAUGAGAGAUGAACGAAAACAGUGAUCUCUCCUGGCAUGAGUGCUCAGCGUGAGUGAACGACCCCUAAUGCCAUCAAGAUGACAACAGGCGACACAACAGAACUCUCUGAGUUUCAAGCUCCACACAUUUCCUUCUCUUCCUACUCAUUGCUUCUAAGAUGAAAAAGCUCCAGUGGGAACUGACCGCGAUCAGUGAUCUGCCCAGAAGAAGACUCCCUCAUCCAUUUCUUGGAGUUCUUGCAUCGGCUCUAAUCCAUGUAAGACAAACACAAAUUGGUUGCAGGACCAAUUUGGGAUGGUAAUUCUAACACUGACAGUUCCAUAAAAAAGUGCUUAAGAACCAAUUUAAAGUGCUGUCAAGCCGAAUUCAUGUUUUAUUUUGUUGUUUGACUACUUACCUCUAAUAGUACUGGAACUUUGAUUUUCUUAUUUCUCUUGGAUGCAACAAUUGUAUUUAUUGGACUUUGAUUGCGCUGGACUAUAGAAAUGCUUUGACCCCUGGACACAAAUGACCGCAAUGUCCUGGCGGGCUGGACAACAGAGCUGUGUGAGAGGGUGAGCUCACCGCACAGUGGGGAGAGGGGGUAACUGGCCGCUCCAUCACCACGGAGAGACAGUGCAAACACACUGACACACUUAUAAGGCCGAGGGAAGAAGAGAAGAAGAAGUGGAGAAGCUUCCAGGACCAGUGUCUGGUUUUGUGCUUUACUUGGGUCAUCGUAAUAAGGUUCUAUGGGCUAGCAAAGGAAUUUGGCCAUGCCUGUUGCCAUACGUAAGUGGGACUGGGAGGACCCUGUGACCACACGCUCAGGACUAAAAUACAGUUAUGAUGACCUGGACUUAGUCUGCUGCCGUGCCAUCGUUGUGGGCCGAGAGAACCCUUUUAGGGGCCACAGUAGGAUCAGGUGUGCCUCAAUGCCAGAAUGUGGCCGGACUUCAGUGUUCCUCCAGGUUGACGUGGAAGAUAGUCUGAGAAGGAUAAAGACAAAAGUACAAAAUUUACAGGAUAAAACUACAUCAAACUUUGUGAAGGACCAAUCAUUGAUGCCUAAGGGACAUACUGGAGCCAUAGCACAUGAGACAGCAAGGCAUGUGAGUGACCGAGAUAGCAAGCUACCUUCAGACAGUGUGGCAGAUCAAGAUGAAUUGCAACAUUCUACUGUGCAAAAUUCGCAAACUCAUGAUGAAGAUCAAGACGAUAAGGAGCUAAACAAGGAUAAAGUGUCUGCUUCCCAAAAGCUGUCACUUUUGGAGCUUCCAACCGCAGUAUUGGCCCAAAUAGAGGAAGCGAGUGAUUUAUCAAAUGCUUUGAAGACUAAGGGCAAUAUCUCCUUUAACAACUCUGUCAAAGUGGAUUGUUCUGAACUAACUUCUACAAAAAAUGAAACUUCUGUGGAAUUGCUUGAAAACACAGAAUCGAUUGCGAAGGUCACUGCGGGUAGUCGAAUGUUAUUACCUGAUCACACGAGUACCACAAACUCAAAUAUUGUGCAAGGACGGUGUUGUGAAACUUGUUCAACAAGUGGCAAAGUUAAAUGCCCAAAUACAAACUUUGCCACUGUGAAUUUACCAUCAACCCUUCAAGUGACUGAUGAACACAGUUUAGAUUGUAAUAAAGAAACUUUAGAGCAUAAGCAUGAUAAAAUACAGGCCAUACAAGAUAGUGAUACUCAAAAGGAUCAUGAGAUGUUAAAGGAUGGGGGCCUUAGUCAACCCGCUGGUGAAACGUCUCUCAUGGAGUCACAUGGAAAAUGUGACACCACGGAAAUGUGGCAUGACUGCUCCUCAAAGCUCCACACCAUUCAUGAAGGGUCAGGAGAUGAUGCUUCGGCUCAGAUUUUAGCAGAAAUGCCAGAACAUCAGACAUGUAUCGAUUUGAGAAGCCAUGGUAAUGAUGAGCAUUUGACAGACCAGUCUGAAGGCCUAAAAUCAAAUCCAAAUAUGAAUCCAUCUAAAGAUCCCGAGAGUUCCUUCGUCAAACUUCGUGCAAAAAAGACCUCACGGGAGGAGAGAGAGAAGGAGAGGUCCCGUUUGGACUCCAUGGUUCUGUUAAUAAUGAAGUUGGAUCAGCUGGACCAGGAAAUUGAGAACGCUCUUAGCUCCACCUCCUCCCUCAAUGGCACACCCAACCUCAAAAGGCGCAUCAUCUCUGAAGUUGAUUUAGAAAUGCUGGAUUCAGCAGGAAGUCUCUCAGCCUCCUCUCAGUCCUUAAACACUCCAAUAUAUCGCUCUUCAUCAUCACUGUCUUCUUCAGGACCUUUGGGGAACUCCGGAGCUAGACCAAAGAAUGAGGGCUCUGCAGUUUUUUCUGAGAAAGACCGAGCAGAAAUUGAAGCGAAGGAGGCGUGUACAUGGCUGAGGGCUGCAGGUUUUCCACAAUAUGCUCAGCUUUAUGAAGAUGGUCGGUUCCCUAUUGAGAUUUCUUCUGUGACUAGAGAUCAUGACUUUCUGGAUCAGGAUGCCAUAGAGGCUUUGUGCAGAAGACUUAACACCCUCAACAAGUGCGCUCUUAUGAGAUUAGAGAUCACUCCUCAAAGAAAGAGGAGUGAGGAUUCUGAUGAGGAUGAGCCGUGUGCCAUAAGCGGCCGCUGGACUUUCCAGCGGGACAGCAAACGCUGGUCUCGCCUCGACCAGCUGGACUUGGACGUGUUCUCUCCUCCAGCUGGAGAAACUGGCUCCUUUGCUCCCUUCCGAUCCCAAGAUGAACAUUUUGCCAGAGGACCCCUUCUAAAAGAGGGAGUUAAUGCCAGCUCUGAGAGCGUCUUGACAGAUCUUAGCGACCAGCCAGAGGUGGGCUCUCUGCACAGUGCUGGUAGUGGAGAUCGAGGAGGAUCCCUGAGUACCACUGUACCGUCCAGCCCCACUACGACCAUCUCUAAUGCUAACACAGCCACCACAACAAGGGCGAGCUCGGUUGCUAGCGUAUGCUCAUCUGGAACAUCAGGUGCCAAUGAAGACUCCAUGUCUGAUGGGCUCCCAUCUCCACUGGAUCGUGGUACCUUUGCUUUUGAGGUAAAACCCAGCUCGAAAAGUACUGGUGCUGAAAAAAGCACACGCUCGAGAGCAAAAAGCUUCAUCAAGCGCAUGGAAAGCUUGCGGCUACGGACCAGCAGUAAUGCGUCAUCCAAACGCAAGAAGAAGGGUGCGGCCGGGCAGGGCAAGCUAGAGAUUAGUGGGCCGGUGAUUAAGGAAGGUCUUGACGAAGACAAAUUGCGGCACCUCAACUGCGUAGACAUCGCAACACUAGAUUGCAAUGCGAACCGCACCAGAAGCAUCUCCUAUUCAACACAGACAAGUAGCGGGAGCACAGGGAGUAGCCAAUCGGAGGCCAGCAGCGGGAGUGCUGUAAGUACACCCAGUCCAGUCUCAAGAGCACGUAGUCAUAGCACGGCAGCUGGGGCUACGAAAAGAGGCGGAAUGUACCUGGAAGGCUUUGACCCAUUUAAUUUUGUCGUCUUGCAACCUUCGGAAGACCAGGAAAAGAAACGGAACCACCAGAGUAAGAGAAUGGAACCCAGCACAACCACGGAGCAUAACAGACGCAACCGCCAGAGGUUGGAUAAUAGGCGAAUGGAUGAUGAGGACAGUAGAGAAGAGGAAGGAGGUGUUAUCUUUUUCUAUUUGCCUGAAGGCCACAAGCCUGGCACUUUUCCUAAAGCACUUGCAGACGGGGCUUGCUAUCGUAGUGGCGACAACAUAAGCCGCCGUCCACCUCGGAGGGGCUCCGCCGCCUCACUAGACAGUCGAUUGAGCAUCUAUGACAAUGUUCCUUUCUCAGAAGUGGUAGAUGAGGAGGAUGAGGUAGAACCAAAACUGGAGGAUGUGCUGGAACGGGUCAGUGGCCUCCAGCAAUUGGUAAAUGCCUGGUCAGAAACGGGAACUGGGGAGGAAGACGAAGAGGAAGAAGAAGGGGAUUCAGAUUCGGCCCUCGAUUCUGCAUCUCCUUGUCCAUCAUCCCCACUGCAGAACCACUUGGAAGAGACAGAGAACUGCAGCGAUCAAGAUAGCACUGGAAACCCACUAACGGAAAGGGAUGAGACGCUUAGCGCGCGAGAGAGAUGUGACUCUGGUGUGGGAGCAUCACUUACACGAACCAACAGACCUCAGAAGCUGCGCUGGCCAAGUUUCCAGAGCUCCCACAGGCCAAGUCUGUCGUCAACGGUGUUACAAGUUGGAUGUCAGUCAGUUCUGCAGAUGAACCUUCUACAGAAAUACAGCCUGCUUAAACUUACUGCUCUGCUGGAGAGAUACACACCCACCAACAAACACGGCUUUAGCUGGGCUGUCCCUAAGUUCAUGAAGCGGAUCAAGGUUCGAGACUACAAGGACAGAAAUGUGUUUGGAGUUCCCCUGCAGGUGAUAGUUCAGAGGAGCGGACAGCCCCUGCCCCAGAGUAUCCAGCAAGCCAUGCGUUACCUACGGAGCCAGUGCCUCGACCAGGUGGGGCUUUUCCGAAAGUCAGGAGUAAAAUCACGCAUCCAAGCCCUUCGCCAGAUGAACGAAUCAUGCGGCACUAAUGGAGGCGGAGUUAACUACGAGGGCCAGUCGGCUUACGAUGUGGCCGAUAUGCUAAAGCAGUACUUCCGAGACCUUCCGGAGCCCUUGCUUACCAGCAAACUGUCCGACACCUUCCUGCAGAUAUAUCAAUAUGUUCCCAAAGAACAGCGUCUACAGGCGGUGAGAGCCGCAGUGUUGCUGUUACCCGAUGAGAACCGCGAGGCCCUGCAGACCUUGCUGUGCUUCCUGAGUGAUGUGACGGCCAACGUGGACGAGAACCAGAUGACCUGCACCAACCUGGCUGUGUGUUUGGCCCCCUCUCUUUUCCAUCUCAAUACGCUACGGAGAGAAAGCUCCUCGCCCAGGGUCAUGAACAGAAAAAACACCCUGGGGAAACCUGACCAAAAGGACCUGAAUGAGAACUUGGCGGCCACACAUGGUUUAGCCCACAUGAUUCAGGAGUGCAGAAAGCUCUUUCUGAUCCCAGAGGAGAUGUCACGCUGUCGGAACUCUUACAUGGAGCAAGGCCUGAGUCCCAUUCGAAUGGAGGUACUCGUGGAAAACUGCGGCUCAUGUAACUACAAAAAUCUGCUCAAAGACGGUAUGGACGCCUUACUGAAAGAAGGCAAGGACAAGUUUAAAGGUUACGACACCUGCUCGACCCCUGAAAACGCUGAACUUGCAUAUAAGAAGGUCCAAGACGGUUCUUCUCUGCGGCAAUGGAAAGUCUGCGUUGACGUGCCUGCAUCGCCCGAAGAUGUUCUCCAAAGAAUCCUGCGGGAGCAGGAACGUUGGGAUGAAGACCUGCUGGAGUGCAGGGUCAUUGAGACACUGGAGCAAAACGUGGAGGUCUACCAGUAUGUCAGGAACUCCAUGGCACCUCAUCCACCCAGAGACCACGUAGUGCUCAGGUCGUGGGCAACAGACCUGCCUAAGGGAGUGUGUGCACUGGUCUGCACGUCGGUGGAUAACGAAAGCGCAGCCGUGUUGGGUGUUCGCGCAAACGUCCUGACCUCUCGCUAUUACAUAGAACCCUGUGGUUCCAGUAAGAGCCGGAUAACACAAAUUUCCAGAACAGACUGCAGGGGUCGCUGCCCUGAAUGGUACAAUAAGCUGUAUGGUCACUUGUGUGCUGCUGAGGUGGUGCGGAUACGAGACUCUUUUACCUGCUUGGACAAAUGAACACACACACCCGGAGUGUUGACGUGUAAUUUCUCGUAUCAAGAAACUCUUAUUUAAAGAGAAAGACCAUGAAGAUUCCCCUUGUUAAACUCCCUCAACCGUCUGAGCCCUUAAAUGUAGAUGGGGACGGUUCCUAAACCUACGAACUACAAGUCAAAGGUUUUGCUUUCAGACUGAAAAGUUGGAAAUGGGCAUGCCUGCUGCUGUGACAUCAUCAUCACUGAAGUCACAAUGUUUGAUGUCAUAGCGUGACUACACGAAAUGGGCGGUGCUAUUGCUUCUGAGAAGCAAGUAUAUAUGUGUGUGUUCGAAUGACUGCGUAAGCUAGCAUAUAUGUAUAAGUGUGUAUGAGGUCGUAUGUUACCUUAUGUAUUGUGUGUGUAUGUAUGAUUUAUGAUGCAUGUGUGAUCAUUGACUAAUGAGGCGUAUUCCAUGCACUGGCACCCUGCUGCAAUAUAGUGUUUUUAUCUGUUUCUGUGUGUAUGUGCAUUUUGCGCCGUUAUUGUGAUUGCAAAUCUGCGUACGGUGCUUUUAUUUUGUUUGUAUUCGUUGGAAUGGACAGAUGGGUGGAGAAACAGAUGUUUGUCUACAGCAAGCUAAGAUGGUGGUGGCUGGAACACCUUUGAAAAGACCAACGGGAAGUCUGUGAUAGAGGAAAAGACAAGCACGUUGACACUGUUAAAGAGUUUUGAGGGUUUCAACUGCUACAAACCCAAAGCAGAGACCAAUUUAACAAUGGACCAAUUCUUUACUGCAUAGAGUGACAAAAAGUAAAGACAAAAGACACCAUACAGGUCAACCAGUCAAAUUCUUCCGAACUCAGAGUCCGGAAUUGGUCAAAGCCUAACCAUGUGUCCGUCCCGUUUCCUAAGAAAAGAGAAAGUUCUAAGAAGAAAAGUUCAAUAAGGUUUGACAAAAGGAGAGGCCACCAGAUGGCGCAGUUUACAACAAACUGAUCGGAGGAUGGUAGAGAAUGUGUGAGAAAAGAUGUAAUGUCUGUUUGUUUAUCAGUGUUAAUCACAAAUGAAGUAAAAGUCUAAAACAGAGUAAUAACGCUUGCUUUCACACUCAUAACUCUAAACAGGUUCACAAUAGGAGUGCUUCGGUUUACACGGAACGUAUCGUAAUGAGACUCACAAGCGUCUGAUCUGGAAUCAGUUUCUUGACCGGUGUUUUAGUCUGACACGAUGGUUCAGAAGAACGCAGCACUCCUAUUAUGGCCGACGUGCUCCAUGACGUCGGUCCUGAGUUCAACGUCCAUGCUAGAUUUACUACUAUUAUAUGUGCCUUUUCACGGCGGUGUAAUAUAAACGUGUAAAUUGUGCUGCCAACCCAAGAAUAACGCAUGACAAUGAGUUUAAUUUAAACCUCUCUGUAUUUAUAUCACUCAUAUCGUGUUUUGUAUGUAUCUUAUUUUAUUGUAAAUGUUACACUCUAAGUUACAGAAAUGAGAAAAUUGUUUAUCUUUUUUAUUAAUAUUAUUUCUGUACAGAUUAAUCGUUGGUCAAAAUGCACUAUUAAAUGUAUUAA